AUGGUGUCGCCGGGCGCUUCAAGCGCAUAUGCCGACGCUCGCGACACCAAUGCAGAGGACCCCAUCCUCUCUAUCAGCAGCACAGAGUCGGACUCCGACGAUUCCCUGUGCUCUUCGAUGGACGCUCGCCAGGCGCGGCUGCCCCACGGCGCCGCCGCAGCCGCGGGUGCGCCAUGGUGGUGGCGCAUCGCGGUCAAGCGCGCCCUCGGCGCCAAGCCGCGCUCGGGCGCUGGCGGCGCGCGCAGCGUCGCCUGGGGCGCCGCGGCGGCGCUGGGGCCCUCGCCGCUGGCGGAGGUGCGGCUGGUGGCGGGGCCGCGCGCGUCGGAGCCCGACGCCCUGUCGUCGGCGGGCAGCGAGGACGCAGCGCGAGAUGGGGCGGACCAGCCCAAGCAGCGGCCUGGCGGCCAGGCCACGCCCCGCUGGCGCGCGCGGGGGCAGCACCGCCUCCAUCAGCAGCUGCACAGCGGCUUCCGAGACGUGCAGCAGCAGCAGCAGGUGGAGGAGGUGCCCCUCCUACCCCACCCGCAGCAUCCGCGCGCCGCCGCCUGCGACGCCGAGCGCGGCGCCGCGGCGCCCGCGGCGGGGCGCGCGCCUGCGGCAGCUGCGGCGGCGCUCGCGCCGAGCGCGCACUACCUGCCCGGGGUGCGGUACCACACUGAGUGCAUGCCGCGGCGCUGGUGGUCCGCGCUGGGCUGGGAGGUGCUGGGCAUAAUGUCGCUCAUCGGAUACAUGGCCAUCCCAUUGCACUUCACCAUCAUCUUCCUGCGCGCUGUCACCGGCGACGCCCGCGCGGCGGUGUUUGGCUCCGCCAUCCUGGCGACGCUGCUGCUGCCCGCCAAGCCGCUGAUGUGGGCGCCGUUCCUGGAGUGGGUGCUGCUCAAGUCGAUCCGUCAGUACUUUGACUACUCAGUCUUGGUGGAGGACCCCCCCGCGCUGGAGCAGCGCGCGAUCUGGGCGGGUGAGGCGCACGGGCGCGGCGCGGCGAACGGCGGCGCGGGGCGCGGGGCGCGAGCGGCGCGCCGCGCCGAAUACCCCCACGGCGUGUUCCCCCUGUCCCAGCUGCUGGCCGUCAGCCUCAACCCCACGCGCUGGCCGGGCCUGCGCGCGCACUCCGUCGGGGCCAGCGUGCUGUUCAGGGUGCCGCUCUGGCGCCAGAUGCUCGGCUGGAUGGGCAUCCGGCCCGCCAGCAGGCACCACUUCACGCGGCUGCUGCUGGACAAGGGCGCAGUCAAGGUCAACCCUGCCACGACAACCCCGCCCUGGUAG
Molecule: messenger RNA, 1266 nt
Organism: Monoraphidium neglectum
Lineage: Eukaryota; Viridiplantae; Chlorophyta; Chlorophyceae; Sphaeropleales; Selenastraceae
Exons: 4
Coding region: 1-1266 (421 amino acids)
Biological process (GO): triglyceride biosynthetic process
Cellular component (GO): endoplasmic reticulum membrane
Molecular function (GO): diacylglycerol O-acyltransferase activity
Source: RefSeq, a predicted model, not a curated record